Bursaphelenchus okinawaensis is the source of this 1114-nucleotide messenger RNA. NCBI's taxonomy places the organism in Eukaryota, Metazoa, Nematoda, Chromadorea, Rhabditida, Aphelenchoididae. The record is from the annotation of a GenBank genome assembly.
AUGAUUCCUUCCGUUCCCACAACUUAUCAGAUAUUGAUGAAAACGUUCAAAACGGGCGGCCGUUUCCUUUAAUCAAGAUCUAAUUCAAUAUAAUAUGCGUUAAAAAGUUAAUAAACAAGUCACUACUGAAAGUUUGUAAUUGGUACAAACAUUGGUGACCCCGACGUCCAACACCGACCAACUGACCCCGACGUCCGGCACCGAACAACUGACCCCGACAUCCGACAUCGACCGACCGACCCCAAUCGACUGAAGGAUCGACAUCGACCGACACCGACCAACUCGACGUACACAACUGACGUACCCAAACCAACGUACACAACUCGACGUACCCAACUCGACGUACAAAACUCGACGUACCAAACCCGACGUACAAAUCCCGACGUACACAACUCGACGUACCCAACUCGACGUCCACAAAACGGCGUACACAACCCGACGCGCAAACCCGCAGGUAUCUGUUGCCAUGCCAUUCUCAAAAACUACAACAGGCAGUGCCACCUCUAUUAACGAAGUUGCGAUGAUGCCCAUCGACAAUGAGAAGGGGGAAUUCCCGCGGGAACGGGGGGAUUCCCCCCCUUCCCGUAGAAAGCCAUUCCCGUCGUUCCCGUCCCCGCCGGGGAUUUUCAGUUCCCCCCCCCCCGCGGGUAUUUUAUUUAUUUUUUAACAAAAUAAUUAAAUAUAUUUGUAAAAAAAUAGCUUUUUAGCACACUUUUUCGUAUAAAAUUUCGCGCAAGCUGCGCCUCCUUAUUUGUUAUUUUUAUCAAAAUAUUUAUUUUUGAAACUACUUUUUGAAAUAGAAUUGAUUGUUUUUGGCCAAUUUUGGUUAUUGUUGGAACGGGUAAGUAAUUUUCAUUUUUAUGUUUUUUAUUUAGUAUUCAGUUUGAUUUUUCAGACGAUGAACUGCGUGUAACGUCGCCAAUUUGUGAACAAGUUGUUGAAACAGACGAAAGGUUGAUUGUAAGUGGCACAUUAUUAAUUAUUACUAUUAAAAAAUUUAAAAGUUAUAUUGAUUUUUAAUAAUUAUCGAUUGUAGGACGAAGUAAACGAGAUGAAGGCAAUAAAGCUAAGGAACAUUAUUCCUGAAGAGUUUUGGAAGGACAACAAUGAUUGA